This is a messenger RNA of Stegastes partitus (bicolor damselfish), 1187 nucleotides long. RefSeq names its product lin-7 homolog B (C. elegans) (gene lin7b). The transcript is spliced from 6 exons. The coding region runs from base 1 to 660 and encodes 219 amino acids. Lineage: Eukaryota; Metazoa; Chordata; Actinopteri; Pomacentridae. The record is from RefSeq and is a predicted model, not a curated record. Gene Ontology annotation, molecular function: protein binding.
AUGUCGUCCUACUACCACCCGGCCAAGGAGGCGGACAUGGCGGCCAUGACGGAGCCGCUGUGCCUGGAGAGAGAUGUGUGCAGGGUGAUCGAGCUGCUGGACCGACUGCAGCGGACCGGUGAGCUGCCUCCUCCCAAGCUUCAGGCCCUGCAGAGAGUCCUGCAAAGUAAAUUCUGCGCCGCCAUCAGAGAGGUAUACGAGCAGCUGUACGACACUCUGGACAUUGUCGGGGGACCAGAGGUGCGAGCUCAGGCCACAGCCAAGGCCACAGUGGCAGCGUUUGCAGCCAGCGAGGGUCACGCUCACCCCCGGGUGGUGGAGCUGCCGAAGACCGAGGAGGGUCUGGGCUUUAACAUAAUGGGAGGCAAAGAGCAGAACUCCCCCAUCUACAUCUCCAGAGUUAUCCCAGGAGGAGUGGCCGACCGCCAGGGAGGCCUGAAGAGAGGAGACCAGCUGCUGUCUGUCAACGGGGUGAGCGUGGAGGGGGAGCACCACGAGAAGGCCGUGGAGCUGCUGAAGGCGGCCCAGAGCUCCGUGAAGCUGGUGGUCCGCUACACCCCGAAGGUCCUGGAGGAGAUGGAGGCUCGGUUUGAGAAGAUGAGGAGCGCUCGGAGGCGACAGCAGCACACCAGCUACUCGUCUCUGGAGUCCAGGGGAUAAUAAUGUGAUACCUCCAUCCACCUCAUCGUCCAGCCCUCCUGACUCUUCUGUUCCAGUGGGAGGCAAGAACGUAGAUGGAAGCAAAAAACCAAAGUAGCCUACCAACAGCUGUUACUGAGCUUCUUCGUGGAGCCGACGCUGCAGUUUAGGGUUUUCUCUCCUCCCUCGUUUCCUAUUUCGUAGAAAAAUGGUGAGAAAGCGUGCUGUCAGAUCAUGGCUGUAACCUUCUCCCCACAGUGAAGUCAUCCUGUUGCAUAAACGAUUCUUCUUAGUGUGUGGCUUAACUAGAACCUAUAUUCUCCACGUCUGCAUCUCAUAUAGUGACCUGCAGAGUCCACAGUCUGCAGUCGACCUCGUUCCUCCAUCAGAUAUCCCAGCUACAGGGCUAACAGUUAGCAUCGUGGAAACCUGCCCUUCUAUUACCGGCUGUGUCACCUUAGGUCAGGUUCUAAAAUAUUUUCUAUUUAUUUACGUGUGUAUUCAUUUGUUUGCAUAAUUGUCCAUAAAUAAAGUCUGUGUAAAAUCAA